Dichotomopilus funicola is the source of this 750-nucleotide messenger RNA. RefSeq lists its product as uncharacterized. The coding region runs from base 1 to 750 and encodes 249 amino acids. The record is from RefSeq and is a predicted model, not a curated record. Gene Ontology annotation, biological process: maturation of 5.8S rRNA; maturation of LSU-rRNA. Gene Ontology annotation, cellular component: nucleolus; preribosome, large subunit precursor. Lineage: Eukaryota; Fungi; Ascomycota; Sordariomycetes; Sordariales; Chaetomiaceae. The transcript is spliced from 9 exons.
AUGCCUCAGAACGAGUAUAUCGAACGCCACCGCAAGCUUCACGGCAAGCGUCUCGACCACGACGAACGCCAACGCAAAAAGGCCGCCCGCGAAGGCCACAAGCAAAGCGAGAAUGCGCAGAACCUGCGCGGCCUGCGGGCCAAGCUGUACGCGAAACAGCGACACGCGCAAAAGAUCCAGAUGCGCAAGGCCAUCAAGCAACACGAGGAGCGCAACGUGAAGGGCGCGCCGGCCGAGAAGGAGCCGUCCGAGGCUAUCCCUGCGUAUUUGCUUGAUCGUGCGAACCCGACGACGGCGAAGGCGCUGAGCUCGCAGAUCAAGAAUAAGAGGGCGGAGAAGGCGGCGAGGUUUUCGGUGCCUAUUCCGAAGGUGCGGGGGAUUAGUGAGGAGGAGUUGUUUAAAGUUGUCAAGACGGGCAAGAAGGUUCAGAAGAAGGGGUGGAAGCGUGUCGUUACAAAGCCUACAUUUGUCGGGCCCGACUUUACCAGACGGCCGGUCAAAUACGAGCGUUUCAUCCGCCCAAUGGGUCUGCGUUACAAGAAGGCCAACGUCACACACCCAACUCUCAACGUUACCGUCCAGCUUCCUAUCCUUGGUGUCAAGAAGAACCCGAGCAACCCUCUUAUCGAGGUCAAUGUUUCCGAUCUAGGUAUCGUCACGGCUUCGGGUAAGGUUGCCUGGGGUCGUUACGCGCAAAUUACCAACAACCCUGAGAACGACGGCUGUCUCAACGCUGUUCUCCUCGUUUAA